Molecule: messenger RNA, 1368 nt
Organism: Hypoxylon trugodes
Lineage: Eukaryota; Fungi; Ascomycota; Sordariomycetes; Xylariales; Hypoxylaceae
Product: 60S ribosomal protein L9
Exons: 6
Coding region: 203-784 (193 amino acids)
Biological process (GO): cytoplasmic translation
Cellular component (GO): cytosolic large ribosomal subunit; ribosome
Molecular function (GO): structural constituent of ribosome; rRNA binding
Source: RefSeq, a predicted model, not a curated record
ACAAAGUCCACAGUACUAAAUUUGUACCAAAAUUUCUGCAGGUUUGCCCCAAUUUUAGCUUAGCGACCCGGCCACACAACGAAUUUCCUCAAUUGAAUUCUUUGACUUUGUCAUUGCGGUCACUUUUUUUUUAUCUACGUUCAAGACGACAACAUCUUCAGGUUCCAUCUUUCCCCGCAAUACCCUCGCCUGAACCGUCAAGAUGCGAUACAUUCACAGCCUGGAGACUCUGGAGAUUCCCGAGGGAGUCAAGGUCCACAUCAAGUCCCGUAACGUCACAGUCGAGGGCCCACGAGGCAAGCUAUCCAAGGAUCUUAGUCACAUCGCAGUCAACUUUUCGCGACCGAAGAAGAAUGUUAUUGGCAUUGAGAUUCACCACGGAUCGCGAAAGGACGUCGCCACACUCCGAACUGUCCGAACUCUGAUUAACAACCUAGUCGUCGGUGUCACCAAGGGCUUCAAGUACAAGAUGCGUUACGUCUACGCCCAUUUUCCCAUCAACGUCAACGUCGAGAAGAACAACGAGACGGGUAACUUCGAGGUCGAGAUCCGAAACUUUAUCGGAGAGAAGCUCGUCCGAAGAGUCGUCAUGCAACCCGGUGUCGACGUCCAGAUCUCCACAGCCCAAAAGGAUGAGCUACUUAUCCUAGGUAACUCUCUUGAGGAUGUCUCGCAAAGUGCGGCCGACAUUCAACAGAUCUGCAGAGUCCGAAACAAGGAUAUCCGAAAGUUCUUAGACGGCAUGUACGUUUCUGAGAAGGGUAACAUCGUAGAGGAGGUCUAAAUGGGCGGACUUAAGGGGUUUCUUUGCUUUCUGGGUCUCAAUACGGAGUCGCCGGGGUUCAUCUGCAUCUCACGUAGCAAAAUAGCUGCGAAAAAUGGAACCGAAUACUGACCAAAUGCAUUUCUGAGUUUUCCUCUACGGUCCUCGAUUUAAGCUGUGAGCUCACGCAGUCAAGUCUCGAGAUAUCCGUGUAUUUGGUUCGUCAUGGUGAAUAGUGCUUGAUAAUACAUAUCUCUAGUCCGAGCCAGAUAACUUACGAUUGCUACGAUCCAUGGACUAAAAAUGAUUCAAGGGACUAUUACACCUAGGGUCUAAUAGAGACGCCUUAUCGUUGAGUGUCCAUCGGCAUCCUCUUAAACACAAGAUUUAGUCGUCUGGCCUUCCCUUGCUGCCUUCCAACCUCAUACAACUACUCUAUCUCGAUAAACCUUUUACCCCCGUUGUCAUUGACCUUAAUUUCCUGUGUGAUGAUGAUGACAAGGUAAUAUGUCAUAUAAUCGAUGGUAAAGGUAUUUGGCAACGUCCAACAACUCUAAGCGAUAGUGAGGGAAUGUGUUGAUUUGGGGGGAUGAAGAGAGUACAUA